Messenger RNA from Penicillium alfredii, 666 nucleotides. RefSeq names its product flavin-dependent quinone reductase. Lineage: Eukaryota; Fungi; Ascomycota; Eurotiomycetes; Eurotiales; Aspergillaceae. Gene Ontology annotation, molecular function: oxidoreductase activity; FMN binding. The coding region runs from base 1 to 666 and encodes 221 amino acids. Gene Ontology annotation, cellular component: cytosol. The transcript has a single exon. The record is from RefSeq and is a predicted model, not a curated record.
AUGCCACCCAAACGUAUCGCUAUCGUCACCAGCAGUACGCGCCGACCGCGCCUCAACCCCACAAUCACGCGCUACGUCUACGAUGUCCUCUCCGCCGACCCAACCAUCCCGACCACGCCCAACUCCGACCCGAGCAUCACCGACCCACGCCACAUCACCCUCGAAAUCCUAGACCUAGCCAAGCAAUCUCUGCCCCUAUACGACGAAUCCGUCAUCCCAGCCAGUCUGCCCGCGACAGACCCAACCCCGCACUACACAAAGCCGCAUGCGCAAGCCUGGUCAAGUAUAGUCCGCAAAUGCGACGCCUUCAUCUUCGUCACGCCCCAGUAUAACUGGAGCAUCCCCGCGAGCCUCAAAAACGCGCUCGACUAUCUUUUCCACGAGUGGAAGGGCAAGCCGGCCGGCAUCGUGUCGUACGGCUCGCGGGGUGGCGGCAAGGCGGCGGAGCAUUUACGGGGCGUGUUGAAUGGGCUGCGUAUGCGGGCGGUUGGUACGGCUCCUGGGCUGAUUAUCAAGCAUACGGGCCUGCCGGUGGGGUCGUUGUCGGAGGAGGAGGAGCAGGUUGAGUUAGAUGCGAGGGAUGUUGAGGGGUGGAGGCAGGCUGGGAUUGAGGGGAUGAUGCGGAAUUUGGGGAUGGAGUUGGUCUGUGAGCUGGAUAAGGAGUGA